Molecule: messenger RNA, 1069 nt
Organism: Melozone crissalis (California towhee)
Lineage: Eukaryota; Metazoa; Chordata; Aves; Passeriformes; Passerellidae
Product: kallikrein-14-like
Exons: 6
Biological process (GO): proteolysis
Molecular function (GO): serine-type endopeptidase activity
Source: RefSeq, a predicted model, not a curated record
AUUUGUCACACCUGGUGGCCCGGGGAAGGUGCCGGUCCUGCUGUCCCCGCGAGGUGACACACGUGUCCCCACCGAGGCGCCACACCUGGUGGCCCAGGUGCCACCGUGUGCCAGCCGCCGCCGUGUCCCCAGGGCCAGCGCGCCGAGGGUGACGCCGCGGGUGGCGCCUGCGUGCCGCUGUCCCCGGACGGUGACGAGGACCGGAUCAUCGGGGGGGUACCCGUGCGUGCCCCUGUCCCAGCCCUGGCAGGCGCUGGUCUACGGCCCAUUGCGGUGUGGGGGCGUGCUGGUGGCACCGAUGUGGGUGCUGACGGCGGCACACUGCGUCAGGAGGGGCCUGCGCGUCCGGCUGGGCGAGGACGACCUGCGGCGGCGCGAGGGGACGGAGCAGGAGCGCCGGGUGACGCUGGCGCUGCCCCACCCCCGCUUCGACCCCGUCUCGCUGGACUCGGACCUGGCCCUGCUGCGGCUGGACCGGCCGGCGGCCAUCGGCCGGAGCGUGCGGCCGCUGCCGCUGCCCCGGGCCUGCGGCCAGCCCGGGCAGUCCUGCCUGCUGUCCGGCUGGGGCACCGUCACCACUCCGCAGGGGUCAGUGACACUGAUUUGGGGUGAAAUUGGGGGAAUUUGGGGUGAAACUGGGAGAAAAAUUGGGGUGAAAUUGGGGGAAUGUGGGGUCACCAUCGGCCGGAGCGUGCGGCCGCUGCCGCUGCCCCGAGAGUGCGGCCAGCCCGGGCAGUCCUGCCUGCUGUCCGGCUGGGGCACCGUCACCACUCCACAGGUGACGCUCCCGGAGCGGCUGAUGUGCGCCUACGUGCAGCUGCUGUCGGACGCCGCCUGCCGCCGGGCGUACCCGCGGCGCAUCACGCCCAGCAUGCUCUGCGCCGGCGUCAGCAACCGCCGCGUCGACUCCUGCCAGGGUGACUCCGGGGGUCCCCUGUCCUGCAAUGGGACCCUGCAGGGCGUCGUGUCCUGGGGGCUGCAGACCUGCGCCCUGCCCGGCCACCCCGGCGUCUACACCAAGGUCUGCAGGUUCACACCAUGGAUUGUGGAGACCAUGGAGAGGAACUGA